Molecule: messenger RNA, 2368 nt
Organism: Cydia strobilella
Lineage: Eukaryota; Metazoa; Arthropoda; Insecta; Lepidoptera; Tortricidae
Product: choline-phosphate cytidylyltransferase B-like
Exons: 9
Coding region: 216-1472 (418 amino acids)
Biological process (GO): CDP-choline pathway
Molecular function (GO): choline-phosphate cytidylyltransferase activity; phosphatidylcholine binding
Source: RefSeq, a predicted model, not a curated record
UCAUCGCUCUAUUACAACUGGUUACAACAUUAAAUUUGUGAUUGUGACUUCUCAUAACCGAUUUGCAAGACCGAAGUGGUCACAUUCACAAUUUCACAUUAGUUCUCUUGACUUCUCUGUGAACAAAGUUAAGUACUAAAACAAAUUAUUGAAAAUUACAUCUCCGAGAUUUUGACCAUGGUGAUAAUUGACAUCUUCCAGUACUUCAUAGUAUAAUGUCGAAAAAGAGGGUGCGAGGAGAAGACAAUACAAAGUUGAAAAUGGCGGAAGCUGUAAGCACACGCACACGCAGUGCGGGUUCAGGCGAGGGGCAGGGAUGUGAGCUGCAGCAGCAGAAUGGCAGCGACACCAUCUUCUGCAGCUCCAGUCAGACUCUCAAGCUUUCACAGACACUGAUGACGGCGGCGCCGUUCAGCACGGACCCGAUAGCGGUGGCCGAGCGUGAGUGCUGUGCGUACGGGCGAGUGGCGCGCGCGGCGGCCGCGGCGGGCACGGCGGGUCGCCGCGUGCGCGUUUACUCGGAUGGCAUCUACGACAUGUUCCACGAAGGUCACGCGCGCCAGCUGCAACAGGCUAAAACUGCCUUUCCCAACGUCUACCUCAUCGUCGGAGUGUGCAACGACCAGCUGACGCACAGCCGCAAGGGCCGCACGGUGAUGACGGAGGACGAGCGCUACGAGGCCGUCCGCCACUGCCGAUACGUCGACGAGGUGGUGCGCGACGCGCCUUGGGAGUACGAUGAGGCGUUCCUGGAGACGCACAAGAUCGACUUCGUGGCGCACGACGACAUCCCCUACACCACCGAGGACUGCGACGACACAUACGCCAUGAUCAAGGCCAAGGACAUGUUCGUCGCCACCGAGCGCACCGAAGGCGUGUCGACGUCGGACAUCGUGGCGCGGAUCGUGCGCGACUAUGACAUCUACGUGCGGCGCAACCUGGCGCGCGGCUACUCCGCUAAGGAGCUCAACGUGUCCUUCCUCAACGAGAAGAAGUUCCGCCUGCAGAACAAGAUGGACGAGCUCAAGGACAAGGGCAAGAAGGUAAUGACGAACAUUGGCGAGAAGCGCGUCGACAUCCUGACGAAGUGGGAGGAGAAGUCUCGCGAGCUGAUCGACGCGUUCCUGCUGCUGUUCGGGCCGGACGGGCGCCUGUCCAGCAUCUGGAACGAGUCCAAGGGGCGGCUCAUGCAGGCGCUCAGCCAGCCGCCGUCGCCGCGCGCCUCGCCGCCGCCUAGCGAGAACGGCGACGACUCCCAGGACCGCGCGCUCGCGCUCGCCUCCGCCCACGAUGCCGCGCCCGCGCCCGCGCUCGCGCGCGCCCUUGCGCACGCUCGCGCGCACAGAAGCUCGGCAUCGCCGCCGCCACCCAAAUCGCGCCGCUACGAGACGCUGUGGGAGCCGCAAGCAGGUAACUGGAUGCAUCGAGCUCUGAAGGGCUGGGGGCGGAAGCGGCCGCACUCCGCCAGCUGACGGACGACGGCUCGGACAGCGACGAUGACUACCAGGACACCAGCGCCUACCUCUAAGCUCCGCGCUCCGCCACAGCCGCAGCCGCUACCGCCACCGGCACCGAUGUACAUUGUAACUAUAUACAUUGUCGCCAAACCCGCUAGCAAAUCUACUUUGUUACAACGAACACCGUUAUAUCUGUAGAGGAUAGUAUGUUUUCCUGGAAUCACUUGUCUCUUGUUCUGACGGAUGACCCAGUCUCUAAAGGUAACCGGAGUUAGAAAUAGUACCCCCUAGAGUUACAAAAAGUAAAAUGUCUAGUCUAUAGAGUAAAAUGCUGUCACGUUGUAUCAGUAGCAACGUUCCACGUGCCCCUCGUGACUGACACAAGAGUGUCGCCGUCGUACUUGAUCUCAGAGCGGUGAUACUCAAGUACGAAAAUAAAUGAAACGUUUAUAACACAUAUUAGAAAACGCUCACUGACAAAUAUAUUAAAAUACUUUGUUUUGUGUUAUAAACGUCGCAAGAAGCAACACUAGGUUAUUAAAUAUUAUGAAUUAAAAAUAAUAGAUGUCAUAUAGGUACUAAAGAAAAAGAAAUCCCGCCUCGGCUACUAGAGCACUGUAAUUUUUUUCUUUAGUAUUAUGACAUCUGUUUUCAAUUCACAGUAUUCACACCUAUUAGAAAACUUUAAGGGUCCCCGGCAAGCUCGGUUCUCCAUACAAACGUAGUUACGCUCUCAUUUUAAAACGACUAGCUAGUUUGCUCUGAAACUUUGUACUUACAAUAGGAUAAGGUAUAUCUAUGUCUGUAAUUAGUUUAUGUAGCUUCAGAUACCAUAGUUAACAAAAUACAGCGAAUUUCAGUUUUUCAUACAAUAUAUUGUCUUCGGUUACCGUGAUAGUUACUCAUUACUU